Molecule: messenger RNA, 585 nt
Organism: Parascedosporium putredinis
Lineage: Eukaryota; Fungi; Ascomycota; Sordariomycetes; Microascales; Microascaceae
Source: the annotation of a GenBank genome assembly
AUGGUUUCCUCCACCGUUUUCAGUCUCGCCGCCCUCGUGGCUCUCGUACAGGGCCACGGCCUUGUCGAGGCCCCCGCCGCCCGUGCUCCGGGUGAGACCACCGCCACCAUCUGCGGCAAGAACAUGGUGGACUUCUACAAGGCCGACGGCACGUCCUAUCCCGAGGCCCUCAUGCGCAACGCCAACUGGCAACAGGGUGUCACCGAGGACUGCGACCUGUUCCUCUGCAAGGGUUACCAGUUCGAGGACAACCUCGACAACGUCCACGAGUACAGCACCGGCGACGUCGUCGACUUCAAGGUCCAGAUCCGCAUCCCCCACGUAGGCUACGCCAACGUCAGUGUCGUCGACACUGCCUCCAAUGCCGUCAUCGGCGAGGCCCUCAAGGUCUGGGAGAGCGGCUACGCCGACGGUGCCAAGUUCCCCAACCUGCCCGCCGACGAGACGAGCUUCAGCGUCACCAUCCCCGAGCUUGAGGGCAAGUGUGCUGAGCCCGGUGCUUGCGUUCUUCAAUGGUACUGGUUCGGCCAAGGCCAGACUUACGAGUCUUGCGUCGACUUCACCGUUGCUGGUGCCGAGGAGUAA